UUGCGAGGUACAACUUUAAAGCCAGAAAAUUAUGGAGUAUGAAGAUGAAGCCAACAAAUACAACACAUCCGAAAUUGAUUGGGGUGAGGAACCGUAUGAUUCAUGGGAAGGAGGAGGAGCAUACGAAGACCAGUCAUGCUAUGGAGAAACUGAUCCUUAUAUUAGUUAUGGAAGUGCCCCAGCAUGUGAAGAAGAAGACUCACAGAUCGAAGGUGCUGCUUCCCAAAUCAGUCAUGGAGAUGAAUAUGAGAAUUCUGAAAGAGAUGACCAUGACGGAGAUUCAUGGCAGGGAGAGACUGAAUCCCAGCUCAGUCAAGGAGAGGGGGACCACGAAAGUGAGCAAGAUCAUAGAGAGUUCACUUAUGCAGGAGAUCAUGAUCAGUUCAUAGAACAAUACCAAAAACGUUGGUAUGAAGAAACUGAUUCUCAAAUCAGUUCAGAAGAUGGUGAUCCAUAUGAUGAUGAGCCUUGGAACGUGGGAGUUGAUCCAAAAGAAGGUUAUGUUGAUAAAUUGGAGAUUGAAGAACAGGUUCAAGAACCAAAUAAAGCAAACAUCAACUACACCAUGGAAGAUGAGUCUUGUGGUGAGCCAACAGAUGAUGAAGCAGCUUGUGAGCCAUGUCACAUCUACUUUUCAGGUCAUGAUCAAGGACCAGAAGCUUACCUACAAUGGGAGAACGAAAUGGAAUACUGGAUGCGGUCCAACAACAUUCCUAAGGAGGAGAGACUAUCAUAUGCAAAUUGACUCAUUUGUUGGAGAAGCUACCACCUGGUGGCGACAGGAAGAAGCUCUAAACUACUACCAUAAUCCAGUUCGCAGUUGGGGUGAUCUAAAGCAGCGUAUGCACAGAGAGUUCGUACAGAAGUUCUACAACCGCAACUACACUCCCAAGAAGCUUUUGUUCCAAGCAACUACAAAAGGUUGGAUAUCAAAACCACCGCUUGUCCCUAAGCACAAGCACGCCUACUGUCCUGAGCCAAAGAAAGUGUUUCAAAACACUUUGGAGAAGAAGUCAAAUGCUGAGAAACCAGUGGUAACUACAGAAGUUAAACCAAAUUUAAACCCACCACUCACAGCUCACAAGGGAAGCACAAAAUCGACACUUGAGCCACAAGACAAAGCAAAGCAAUGUAAGUCUUCUAAAACUCUUAUGAUAGAUACCAAAAUCUGUUAUAGAUGUCAUCAGAGAGGACAUUUUGCUAAGACAUGCCCAUCUAGAGAAUUAGAGAUUAGUUCAUCAGUUGAACCAGAAAAAGAAGAAGCUAGAAAAAUAGAAAAAGAUGAGUUGCAUUUUAAAAUUUCCAAUUCAGAUAUGAUUUGCUUGUCUUUGCCAAAGGUUUUUGAUGCAGGUUUAAAUCAUGGAGAGCAGCACUAUGAAGAGAUAGAUAUGUGUCAGCCUACUCCUGAGAAAGAUGAAGUUGUUACCAACUUCACUCUGAUCCAACCAGAGCCACCAGAUAACAUGUUAACUCCAAAUGUCGUGGCAAUAAAGGAAACAGAACUAAACGAUAGUUCUACUCAGAGACAUGUGAGAAAGAACCCAUCUCUUAUUUUAAACAACAAAACUGUGAACAAUAUGAUGCUUUGCAAAAGGUUAAUGAAAUGGUUAAACCUAGAUCAUGUUUCUGUGUUUCUUGUACUACCAUGACUGCCAUAACGCACUUGUCUUCUGUCAAAAGUGUCAAAGAUCUUGCAGGUACAGAAGAGAUUUUACAAAAAUCCAAACCACCAAGCUUUAGUGGAGACACACCACGUGAAUAUGAAGUUUUCACCAAGACGACUACGUUGCUGCC
Eutrema salsugineum is the source of this 1794-nucleotide messenger RNA. RefSeq lists its product as uncharacterized. NCBI's taxonomy places the organism in Eukaryota, Viridiplantae, Streptophyta, Magnoliopsida, Brassicales, Brassicaceae. The coding region runs from base 411 to 1649 and encodes 412 amino acids. The transcript has 2 exons. The record is from RefSeq and is a predicted model, not a curated record. Gene Ontology annotation, molecular function: zinc ion binding; nucleic acid binding.